Molecule: messenger RNA, 435 nt
Organism: Anarrhichthys ocellatus (wolf-eel)
Lineage: Eukaryota; Metazoa; Chordata; Actinopteri; Perciformes; Anarhichadidae
Product: arginase-1-like
Exons: 3
Coding region: 3-374 (123 amino acids)
Cellular component (GO): cytosol; nucleus; cytoplasm
Molecular function (GO): manganese ion binding; arginase activity
Source: RefSeq, a predicted model, not a curated record
GCAUGAGGAGCGCGAGGACGCUGCAGAGUCUUAAUCAUGUCCACCAUCAUCUUCAUCUUCAUCAUCGUCAUCAUCACGGGCGGUCAGCCGGGAUCAUCGGAGCACCUUUCUCCAGGGGACAGCCUCGCGGAGGAGUGGAGAGAGGACCGGACCUGAUCAGAGCUGCGGGACUCCUCAACAGACUGCACGAGCAAGGCUGUGCAGUGAAGGAUUAUGGGAACGUGGCGUUUGAGGAUGUGGUGGAGGACGAGCCGGUGGGUCUGGUGAAGUGUGUGCGCGCGGUGGGCAGCGCCAACCAGAGGCUGUCUGAGGCGGUGCAGGCUGUGAAGAGGGACGGACACACCUCAGUGAUGCUGGGAGGAGACCACAGGUGAGUUCACACCUGAGAUUGUUGAAGAAACACUUCAUAUAACCACGCUGAGCACAACACAGUUG